Messenger RNA from Knipowitschia caucasica, 822 nucleotides. The record is from the annotation of a GenBank genome assembly. NCBI's taxonomy places the organism in Eukaryota, Metazoa, Chordata, Actinopteri, Gobiiformes, Gobiidae.
AUGCAGUUUGAGUGUAUCAGAGACUCUGUCCUCACAGACUCUGUCCUCACAGACUGUGUCCUCUUAGACUCUGUCCUCUCAGACUUUGUCCUCACAGACUCUGUCCUCACAGACUGUGUCCUCUUAGACUCUGUCCUCACAGACUUUGUCCUCACAGACUCUGUCCUCACAGACUUUGUCCUCACAGACUCUGUCCUCACAGACUCUGUCCUCACAGACUCUACUCUGUCCUCACAGACUCUGUCCUCACAGUCUCUGUCCUCACAGACUCUGUCCUCACAGACUCAGUCCUCGCAGACUCAGUCCUCGCAGCCUCUGUCCUCAGACUCUGUCCUCACAGACUCUGUCCUCGCAGCCUCUGUCCUCACAGACUCAGUCCUCGCAGACGCUACUCUGUCCUCACAGACUCUGUCCUCACAGACUCAGUCCUUGCAGCCUCUGUCCUCACAGACUCUGUCCUCGCAGCCUCUGUCUGUCCUCGCAGACUCUGUCCUUGCAGACUCUGUCCUCACAGACUCUGUCCUCACAAACUCUGUCCUCACAAACUCUGUCCUCGCAGACUCUGUCCUCGCAGACUCAGUCCUUGCAGACUCUGUCCUCGCAGACUGUGUCCUCACAGACUCUGUCCUCUUAGACUCUGUCCUCUUAGACUCUGUCCUCUUAGACUCUGUCCUCGCAGACUCCGUCCUCACAGACUCUGUCCUCACAGACUCUGUCCUCUUAGACUCUGUCCUCACAGACUCUGUCCACAGCCCGUCUCAGGGGAAAGAGAAAGACCAAAGUCCAGUUUUCAUGUCACUGGACCCAAACCAGAAUCAUUAA